GCGCCACCUACAGCCUGGGAGGGUGAGCGUCAUGGCGGCUUCUUGCCCUCUCCCGGUGACCCCGGACCUGCCAACUCUGCGUGCCAACUUGCAGGGACUGCUGCAGUUCCUGAGGGAUGCCCUGUCCAUUUCCAAUGCGCAUACCGUGGAUUUCUACACAGAAUCCGUGUGGGAGGAGCUGGUCGACUUGCCACCAGAGACAGUGCUGGCUGCGCUGAGGAAGUCAGCGUCCGAGGCGGAGGCCUGGCCCUCAGAGACGCGCCCCCUAGUGGAAGCAGAGGGGGAAGCAGGUAUGACUGAUUUUCCCAAAAUAUUUUGUGAAACUUCUCAGAAGUUGGUGAGUGUGGAAGCCUUUGCUCUGGCUGCGAAAUACUAUUCUGUACAAAACUUGGGAAUAUGUACUCCUUUUGAACAGUUGCUUGUAGCCCUUCGAGGAAAUCAAAACCAGAGAAUUGGUGAAAAUCAGAAGGCAGUUGAGUUUAUGAAUAUGAAGAAAUCUCAUGAAGUUCAGGCAAUGUCAGAGCUAAUCAGCAGUAUUGCUGACUACUAUGGAAUAAAGCAGGUGAUUGACUUGGGUUCUGGUAAAGGCUACCUAAGCUCUUUUUUGUCCUUGAAGUAUGGCUUAAAAGUUUAUGGAAUUGAUUCCUCAAAUACCAAUACUCAUGGAGCUGAGGAGAGAAACAGAAAAUUGAAGAAACAUUGGAAACUCUGUCAUGCUCAGUCAAGAUUAGAUGUCAAUGGACUAGCAUUAAAAAUGGCAAAAGAAAGGAAAGUGCAAAAUAAAGUUAAAAAUAAAGCUGAUAUUGAGGAAGUGUUUAACAACAGUCCUACAAAUCAAGAAAAGAUGUCUACCUCAGAUACUUUGCCUGAUUUUUCUGGCCCUGUAAUUUCUAAUAUCAGAAACCAAAUGGAAACCCUUCAUUCUCAGCCACAUCAAGAAGAAAAUUUGUGUUUUGAAAAUUCCUUUUCUCUUAUAAACCUUUUGCCUAUUAAUGCUGUAGAGCCUACUUCUUCACAGCAAAUACCCAGCAGAGAAACAUCUGAAGCCAAUAAAGAGAGAAGAAAAAUGACAUCACAGUCAAGUGAAUCAAAUAUAUAUUCACCUUUAACCUCUUUUAUCACGGCUGAUUCAGAACUCCAUGACAUUAUUGAAGAUUUGGAGGAUUGUUUGAUGGUGGGUCUCCACACUUGUGGUGAUCUGGCUCCAAAUACUUUGCGAAUAUUUACCUCCAACUCUGAAAUCAAGGGAGUUUGCAGUGUGGGUUGUUGCUACCACCUCUUAUCUGAAGAAUUUGAAAACCAGCAUAAAGAACGUACUCAGGAAAAGUGGGGAUUUCCAAUGUGCCACUAUUUAAAGGAAGAGAGAUGGUGCUGUGGUCGUAAUGCCAGAAUGUCAGCAUGUUUGGCAUUGGAGCGGGUUGCAGCUGGCCAAGGGCUACCUACUGAAUCACUCUUCUAUCGUGCUGUUCUUCAGGAUAUUAUUAAAGAUUGUUAUGGCAUCACCAAAUGUGAUCGGCAUGUUGGUAAAAUUUAUUCCAAAUGUUCUUCUUUUCUGGAUUAUGUCAGACGGUCUCUAAAGAAGCUUGGAUUAGAUGAGUCCAAGGAGGUGGUUCAGUGACAUGAAAAUCACCCUGUCAUUGGAGAUUAAACCAGCCAGGAACAUGAGUAUUCCCAUGUCAUCUGGAGUCUCUAACCUCCGCUCCUCCAAUGCCAUCACCCAUGCAGAGCCAUGAACCAGUAGUUACUUCACCUUCUCCAACUCAGCCAGCAGAAACCCAGAUUACAACAACAGAAACCCGGAUUACAACAUUACAACAUUACAAACAAGGACAAAACCCACCAACCCCAUUGUACUCUUACACAACACAUGGGAAUGGCACCAUGACACAAUCUUCAAAUUGCCUUUGACAUAACAAUCAAACUCAUGUCCCCAGCACAAAAUUCACAGAUCGCCACUAUCACUAAGGGGAUGUCUAUGGAAAUCUGUAUUUCUGCCUGGUGUUUCUCACUUUUUUGGAUGUCAACAUUAACAUAAAGUAUUUCUACAUCAUCUGCAAGAUGCUGCAACUGCCUAUGGUUCUGUUGCGAGACCUUCUGUAUUAGUCUGUUCUCACACUGCUAUAAAGAACUGCCCGAGACUGGGUAAUUUAUAAAGGAAAGAGGUUUAAUUGACUCAUAAUUCCUCAGGGCUGGGGAGUCUUCAGGAAACUUAAGAUCCACUGCAGAAGGGGAAGCAAACACAUCCUUCUUCACACCCCAAUAGGAAGGAGAAGAAUGAGAGCUGAGCAAAGAGGGGAGCCCCUUAUAAAACCAUCAGAUCUCAUGAGAACUUACUAUCAUGAAAAUAGCAUGGGGGAAACUGCCCCCAUGAUUCAAUUACCUCCCACCAGGUCCCUCCCAGGACACGUGGGGAUUAUGGGGACUGCAAUUCAAGAUGAGAUUUGGGUGGGGACACAGUCAAACCAUAUCACCUUCUAAUUGGAGCUUUGCAGAGUGCAGGUGAAAGACAAGUGCAAGCAGAAGACGAUAUCUACAUUAUUGAGGUUAAUCUUUAUGUCAUGGAUUAAAGUGGUGCUCUUUGAGGUUUUAUGCCCGUCACUGUAGAAGACAGUGACCAGAUACUACCAUGUCAGACAUAUUUUAAACUCCAGGAUUAUUUUUCUAUGUCAGUUUCAUCUAGCAUUUCAACAUGUCAAUGGUAUUGGGUAGAGUGAGUCUCUAGCUCAAAACUCUGUGUAGUCAGCCUCAUUGUUAAUAUAGUUCUCAUUUUUUAUGCUAAAACUGACUCAAUCCUUCUGAUCAUUGCAGAGUUCCCUCCCCAACAUGAACACUUUAGAACUGUGUGUUCUCUUUAGACUCCACAAAUCUUGUGUCCAUCAAAGAGAAUAAUCACUGACAAUGUAGGAAAUGAACUUCUAUCUUGGCCACCAAGGCUGCUGAGAAGAAAGAAAUAGGACUUAAAAAUCAAAUCUGAUUUGAGACUUUAUUUGAAAGAAAUUCAUGAUUAUUUCUUAUUUCUAUAUUAUAACUCCAAAUGUUACAUUUCUUAGGUUCCUCCAAGGGUUCCCAAUGAACCCAGGUUUUUAUUUCAUCCAUGGAAAUAAAAUAGGAGUUAGUCUCAUUUGACUAUAACAGGUAUAUUUGUUUUCUCAUGGCUCUGGAAAUAUGAUGCAUUCAGUACUUGAUCCCUGGAUCAAGGUAGUAGCUAUUUUACCAGUCAAAAGAAGUGAGUAUGGACCAAGUAGAAACCAGGAGGAGAAAAUCAUUUGCCAUGUGAUUAAACACUUUUAUGCUGUUUCUACUAUGUUUGUGCCACAAUACUAGGCACUACAGUAAACAACCAGCAGGCUCUCUCAACUAAUUUUUACAGGGCAGAAAUUAAAGGGAAAAGAGGAAAGAAUAGGGAAAAAAAAAAAAAAAGCCUUUCUGCCUUAGAAAAGUUACAUUGCAAGUAUUACGGUGUUUGAAACUGUCACUAGUUUCAACCCAAAUUCUAAACUUGUAAAUGCCUUCAGACCACUUAUAUGUUUAAAAUUGUUUCAGAAAGUUGAAGGGUCUUUUUCAUAUCUAAUCAAUUAUGGUGUUAUUUUUCACAAUUCAAUUGUGAGGCUUAUUGUAAAGAUACCUUCAGUUACCAGUAUAAUUGUUGAGAAAUAUAGAUUUGCGAGGGCUAGGUUUGUCAGAAGAGAAACAUUUCUACAUGAACAGUUAAAGCUGGGUAUUAAUUUCUAUUUCAAUUUGAGUAAACCCUGAAUAAUUCAUGCUUGGGGUUUAGAGGUGCUCCCAUCAUAAUGAUCUAGGAGGACAAGAUGCUUGCUUUCAAAGCAAACAUUUUCAACACUAUUCUGCAGAGGUCUAAGAAACUAAUAGAUCCCUUGAAUGAAGGUCCUAUGGGAAAAUAAAAUUGUGACUCAUGGUAUUUCACAUUUCCUAAAUAAGACCAGCCUGAUCUGGCCUAAAUAUUUUUUUCAUACUACAGUGUUUUCUUAAAUUGAUGCAACAUGCAUAAACCUGGGAAUUUGAAAUUAAAGCUCAGAUUUGUAGCUUCUCUGAAAAGACUUGGCUAGAUUAGACUGCAUUCCUGUGUGGUCAGGGCCCCACUAGAUGGGGCCACAUUCUCUAGCCCUGCCUCCUCAUUUUUGUUACCUGCCUGGUGCCUACAGGGCUUUCAGUUUAUGGCGCCUGCCCUAUUUUCUAUACCUUUCCUGGAUAUUUAUUAUACAUGGUAAGGCCUCUGGGAAUAUGGUUGGCUUUGUUUAACACAGCAUUGCCCAAACUUGUUUGAACACAUGAGCACAGUGACUAGUAGCAUUCUGUGAAACAGAGUAUAUAGGGACUUAGGGUACUAAACAGGAUUAAGAAUAGGGUAAGAGUUCUAAUCCUAACUCUUAGCAGUAACAUUAGGGUAUGUUGUUCUUUAUGUCUAAAUCUUUUUCAUCUAUUAGAUGUAAUCAUUUCCAUACUAACUAUGUCAUAUGAUGGUAACUCCAAUAAAAUGUUACUUGUGAAAACCACUAUAGAUUCUGAAGCAGUUUGGAGAACUUAUUUAAAAAUACUAUAGAAAUGCAAAGUAUUUUCUCAGUAGAUUUCAUAAUAAUAGCAAAUCUAGCAUUAGUUCUCAGUAAAUAAUUUCAAUGGUGUUAUAUUCGUAAGUCUCUUGGGUAUCUUUUUAAUAGUUUAUUUUUGAAAAAGUUGAUGAGAAAUUUUGCUGCCCUCUUACACUGUAAAAAAUUGUCAAUAACUGAGAGAGAGAAUAGAUAAGAGGGAGAAAGGGAUAGAAUUUACUUAAUAUGAAUUUUUCCUAUAAGUAUAUUAAUCUUAUAGAUUGCAUUGAGUUUUGCUUUUUGUUUUUGAUUCCUUGAAACACAGUUGAGAUUCCAUUACCUACACUCUGUCUUAGGACAUUGGGACAUUGGCGUAAUUAAGACUGUAUAUUUAAACUUAAGAAGUUUUUCACAUGUUUAAGAAGUAGCAGAGCCAAUUGUUCACUUAUGUCUACAAAGAUGAAAUAAUUUUGUGAGUACAUGAAAGUGUGAGAAACUGUUAGUGGUUGUCUAGGUUCAUUUGUGUGUGCACUCAUCAAUAACAUUUUUUUGUUUUUUUCAUUUUGAAAAAAAAUUCUUGGGCCGGGCACGGUGGCUCACACCUGUAAUCCCAGCACUUUCUGAGGCCGAGGCGGGCAGAUCACGAGGUCAGGAGAUCGAGCCCAUCCUGGCUAACAUGGUGAAACCCUAUGUCUACUAAAAAUACAAAAAAUUAGCCGGGCGUGGUGGCGGGCGCGUGUAGUCCCAGCUACUCGGGAGGCUGAGGCAGGAGAAUGGCGUGAACCUGGGAGGCGGAGCUUGCAGUGAGCCGAGAUCACACCACUGCACUCCAGCCUGGGCGAUAGAGUGAGACUCCAUCUCGAAAAAAAUUCUUCUGCUUGGUCUAUUCUGUUAUUGAAGCUCUCAAUUGUAUUCUUUAUUUCAUUCCUUGAAUUCUUCAGCUGUAGGAUUUCAAUUAGGUUCUUUUUUAUGUCUAUCUCUUUAAUUUCUCAUUCUGGAUUUCAUUGACUUAUCUGUACUGAGUUUUCUUAAGAUUAUUAUUUUUGAAUUAUUUUCUCUGGCAUUUUGUGUCUUUCCUUAUAGUUUGGUUCCACUACUAGAGGAUUACUGUGUUCCUUCGGAGGUGUCAUGUUUCCUUGCUUUUUCAUGUUUGAUGUGUCCCUACAUUGGUUUCUAUGCACUCAGUGGAAAAGUCACAUCAUCCAGUUUUAUGGAGUAGGUUUCAUAAGUAAAGGCUUACUCAUAUGAAUGGGUUUUGGGAUAUUAGUUGGGUGGGGUACAUUGGCUGUGGUCCUAGGUGGAUGCAGUAGUAUAGUACCCACAUAGAUUCUUCAGAUGCAGUCCAUGCUAGUGGCAUUCCUGAGUGUCUCGGUGGCCUAGGCUGAGAGAGUUUGUGGACAGUGGUGGGGCAGCUUUGCUAGGGGUGGCCUCACUGCACUGUUUCUCAGGUUGGGGGUGCAUGCCUGCAUAUGAUGGCUCAGCCAGCUUGGAGCUGGCAUUGGGGUUAUGAGGAGUUACUCUGGCUGGGAGCACAUAUACACAGUUGCUCAGCCAGCCUGGGGUGUGGCUGCCAAGAGCUGCCCACAGGGAUGUUUCUCAAGGCCUGGGACAGGAGCGCAAGGCUCUUCAGCUGACCUAGGGCAUGUCGGCCAGGCCUCUCCAGGGGAGGGCUACUUCUCAAGCCUGGGAUGUAGGCACACAGCUACUUGGCUGGCUUGGAGGCUUGUAUACUGGGGCUGGUCCCCAGAGCUAUUUCUCAGGCCUGUGUCAUAGGCCCACAGCUGCUCAGUCAGCCUGGGUGAUUGCCCUCCACGGGCAGCCUGUAGGGCUGUUUUUCUCAAACCCUGAUUGAGUGCAUUAGGCCUUUGGGUAGCCCAGGGGGUGCGGCACCACAGGGCUGUUUGUACAUCGUUGGUUGUGGGUGUGUACUUCACCUGGCCUCAGAGCAUGUCAGUUGUUUGGAGGCUUCAUGGCCUCUCACCCUCAGGAGAGGGCAUGCAGCAAUUUUGCCAGUUCAAGGGUAGGUUUACACUAGACAGGACUGCCAGACUGUUUUUGUGUCUGGAAGUGAGUUGGUUUCUCUGCUGUGUAGGACCAGAGUGACAGCCAAUCCUGGACCCAGGCCCCAUGCAGCUUAGGUUGUGGCAGUCAGCCACCCAUAUGGGCUUGGUGGAAUGAAGAUAGAGCCCCAGUGGUGUAGAGGUAGUAUUACUGACUUUCAGAGCAGGGUGCACUCCUGAUGUUACUCUGGUCUUAAGAUGGCUCUGUGCUAUAGAAGCUUGGCAUACAAGGCUAGGUGGGAGUGGGGAGUGCACGCAUUGUUCUCCUAAUCUGGGACAAUGCAGCUGUGAGGGUUCCUGGAAGCUCUCCAAACUGGGCUCACCACUUAUGAGGACUAUGAGAUUCUCUUGUAGAAAGGAUGGUAAGUGUUUGUGGUAGUGAUGGGGGCUGGUAGCGUUCUUCUGCUUACUUUUUCCCUGUAACAGGAAGUUUCUGCUGCUUUGGGGCAGAUCUCAUCCAAUCAGAGAAGAUGGAGUUACAGAGGCUAGGUGUCUCCAAGCUGCCCACCUGGACUUCUAAUCACCACAGGUGCAUCUGCACUUCCCUGCUGCACUCCAGUGCUCUCCGUUCAACACUCCAAUCAAAUCUCAUCUGUAUAUUCAUUGCCUUGUCUCUUUCUUGUAUGGGGGGACUGGCAUCAGGCGUCUGUAGUCAGUCAUCUUGCUAAUGUCACUUUGCGUUGUUAUUUUUUUUCCAGGUAUUUCUGAUCUGCAGAUAAUUAAGUCUGUGGGUACAGAACCUGCAGUUAGAGAAGGCCAGCUGUAUACUUCUUAUGCACUUGUGAGAACAAGGCCAUUUUUAGUUUGAUUUGGUUUGGUUUUUUUUACACACAGGUCUGCAUAUGGUUUCACUGUUUGGAGUUCUCCCUUGGCUUUUUUGCAUCAAACAUAGUUACAAUGCAUAGUAUAUAAUAUCCAGUUUUGGAUCUCUUAAAACAACAAGCUUUUUUAAAAAUUUUACAGUAAAAAGGUGUUCUCACCUUUUCUUUCCAGAAUACACUCAAAAGCAACAAACAGAAUGAGAAAGAGAAACAAAACUCUCUUUGACAAUAUCAGAAGGAAUUUGAAAUCUUAAACUAUGUAUAUUACAAAGUAUAAUGAAGGUAAAAGAGGGAUGCAGAAAGAUGCCAAGAGGAAAUGCCCACAGUUACAGAUCUCAGACAAAAUCAACAGAACAUAGUUCUCUAAAGUGUCGUAUCCUGAGGAACAAAAUCAACAAUCUCUAGUUUGAAACAAACACAACUGGUGACCAGCAUGGUGCUUCCCAAUUUGGCACAAAAGAAAAAAAGAAAAUGGACCACCCAAGAAAUCAUAUUGAAGAAAUACGUUUUCAGGGAGCAAGAUAGGAAAGAUUAUGAGUUCUGAGUUAUCUUACAACUGCUGAUCUUCAGAUGGUAAAGGAGAGAACUAAAGGCUGUAAUUCAACACACACAAUUUUGUGAGAUGAGAGUUUUUGCUGCCUUGAAGUUCAGGCCUGGAUUUAGUCUGAUAUAUUCUUCUACAAAAGUUUUCUCCAGCAGGGACUCGUUUGAUUCAAAAAAUGGCAAACUUUUAAAAAGGAUGGGGAGUGUGUAAUCUGCAUGGGUUCUGUACGAAGUGGGAGAGUUUUUCUGGAAGGCUUCACAAGAAAUUGAAUGAGACAGAGCCUUACUUUCCACUACCCUUUAUAGUUUUUUAAAUUCAAAAGAAAUUUAAUGCAAUAGUAAAAAUAAAAUAAAAUAGACUUUGAAAAAAUAAUAAA
Molecule: messenger RNA, 8345 nt
Organism: Symphalangus syndactylus (siamang)
Lineage: Eukaryota; Metazoa; Chordata; Mammalia; Primates; Hylobatidae
Gene: METTL25
Product: methyltransferase like 25
Source: RefSeq, a predicted model, not a curated record